AUGCCAUUUGGCCUUAAGAAUGCAGGUGCGACAUAUCAACGUCUCAUGGACAAAGUCUUCGCGAAUCAAAUCGGCAGAAACAUUGAGGUCUACGUUGACGAUAUGGUCGCAAAGACAAAAACCGGCAACAAUCACCUUGAUGACCUCGCCAAAAUCUUCGGACAACUAAGAACAUACAACAUGCGGCUAAACCCCGAGAAGUACGCAUUUGGGGUCCAGAGUGGCAAAUUUCUCGGCUUCCUGCUCACUAGCCGAGAAAGGAAAAAGCAGCAAUUCCCUAUCUAUUUUACCAGUAAAACAUUACAGAAUGCCGAGCUUCGAUAUCCGACCAUUGAGAAGCUGGCCCUAGCCCUUGUCUUCUCGGCCAGAAGACUCCGACCAUAUUUUCAGAGCCAUGAAAUCCACGUUCGAACAGAUCAUCCUCUACACCAAGUCCUUCAGAAACCAGAGCUGGCUGGCCGACUAGUAAAAUGGUCGGUGGAACUUUCAGAAUUUGAUAUCAAAUACGAAGGGCGAACAUCUAUCAAAUCCCAAUUCUUAGCCGGCUUUAUCACUGAAUUCUCAGUAUCAGACACAGCCGAGGGCUACAUCGAAUGGUCCUUAUACGUCGACGGCUCCUCCAACCCACAAGGAUGUGGAGCAGGUAUCAUACUUGAUGAUGCCCACGGCAACGUCAUCGAGCAUUCCCUCCAUUUCCCAUUCAAAGCGAGCAACAAUCAAAGUGAAUAUGAAGCCUUAAUUGCCGGCCUUAGACUCGCUGCCGACCUAAACAUUACCGAACUUAAGCACAUACCCAAGGAGAGUAAUGGCCGAGCUGACAUUCUGUCUAAACUAGCCAGUACUAAACCAAACAGGUCAUCCCUUUACCAAUCUAUAUUGCUUAAGCCAAGCAUUGAGCUCACAGAAAUCUUAAGUGUUACACAGGAAGCAGACUGGAGAUCUCCAUACAUGGACUAUCUUCAGACAGGAAACUUGCCAGGCAAUGUCGAAAAUAUCCGCCACUUCCGCCGACAAGCCUCCUAUUUCACAAUUUAUAAUAACUGCCUAUAUAGACGAGGAUUCUCUCGUCCAUUACUAAAAUGUCUUUGCAGAACAAAAGCCGAGCUUGCACUUGCCAAGGCACAUGAAGGGAUCUGUGGUACACACCUCGGAGCCCGAAGUCUAUCUUCAAAAAUACUCAGAGCUGGACUAUACUGGCCGACGAUGCGAUAG
Molecule: messenger RNA, 1212 nt
Organism: Arachis stenosperma
Lineage: Eukaryota; Viridiplantae; Streptophyta; Magnoliopsida; Fabales; Fabaceae
Exons: 3
Coding region: 1-1212 (403 amino acids)
Molecular function (GO): nucleic acid binding; RNA-DNA hybrid ribonuclease activity
Source: RefSeq, a predicted model, not a curated record